AAUGAAUGAUUUCAUUCAAUUUUCAUUUGGUAAAAUCUAACUUCAAAAACAAUGUACGUUUGUUUGACUGUUUUAAAACACUAUCCUGUAGUAGUAUUUAACUUAGUACAGAGAACAAGAAUGAAAGAUCUGCAAAUAUUGUGUGUGUGUGUGCGUGUGUGCGUGUGCGUAGCCCCACCCCUCCCCUAUGCACAUUGAUGAGCAUGAGAAGUUUCGUGCGCCUUUGCUUAAAGUUGCUCAUCCCAGCAGCACAUCUCUUACUUGCUCAAGCAGUAUCUUUUAAUUCAGUUUAUUUACUUUUACUUGUUUAUAACACAUAUUGAAUCAAAGGACUACUUUUUAUGGAAGAUUAAUUUUUUUUUACUGGACUCUUUCUGUACAGACAGGCCAUCAUGUCGUGGGGCGCCCUGUACGCCCAGCUGGGCGGCGUCAACAAGCACUCCACCAGCCUGGGCAAGAUCUGGCUGUCGGUGCUCUUCAUCUUCCGCAUCACCAUCCUGGUGCUGGCCGCCGAGAGCGUGUGGGGCGACGAGCAGUCCGACUUCACGUGCAACACGCAGCAGCCCGGCUGCAAGAACGUGUGCUACGACUACUUCUUUCCCGUGUCACACAUCCGCUUGUGGUGCCUCCAGCUCAUCUUUGUGUCCACACCGGCGUUGCUAGUGGCCAUGCACGUGGCCUACCGCAAGCGUGGCGACAAGCGCUCCAUACUGGCGUCCAACGGCACCGAGAAGCCCAGCGACGUGGACCUGGAGACACUCAAGCGACGCCGGCUUCCCAUCACCGGCACCCUUUGGUGGACGUACACCUGCAGCCUCUUCUUUCGCCUGGUCUUCGAGGGCGGCUUCAUGUACGCGCUCUACUUCGUCUACGACGGCUUCCGGAUGCCGCGGCUGGUCAAAUGCGAGCAGUGGCCCUGCCCCAAUAAAGUGGACUGCUUCAUCUCGCGGCCCACCGAGAAGACCAUCUUCACUAUCUUCAUGGUGGCCUCCUCCAGCAUCUGCAUGGUGCUCAACGUGGCCGAGCUGGGCUACCUGGUGGGCAAGGCGCUGAUGCGCUGCUCCGGCCGCCGUCCAAACAGUAGAUUGUCGUAUAACCACAAGGAAUCGGUGACGCGGGACAACACCGCCUUGCAGAACAAGAAGAACGAGCUGCUGCUCUCUACCCCCACCUCCGACUCCUCCAUACGCAAGACUGUGUGCUGAAGGGGACCGCCGGAACACGCGACACCAGAAGGUCGUGUCUGUUCCUAACGUGAGCCUAGGUCUGGCCUAGUAGCUUCCCGAACGGGAACGAUCUGGAUCCUAGAUGGAUCAAUUCGUUUCUGAUUAAUCAUUUCACUUUGCAAGCUUUUCGCUAUUUAAGCUCUGAAAGCAGUUGGAUAUAAAGUAACACUUUGUUCCCAAGAGUCAGUCCUGAAAAGAAAUGUCACUGUAUUAAGGAAUAGUAGUCUGCAACAGUUAACCACGAAAUAUAACCUCAAAAACGAUAUAUUGUCACAAAAGGGAGAUUUUUAUCUAAAGGUAAUGCAACAUUUUACAACACACUGACAUUUUCGACAAAGGAUUCCAGCUUUAAUAGUCUUGCGCCCGCCCCCAAAAAAUAAAUUGCAUAUUGGUCACAAAAGUAUUUGUAUUACCAAAUGCAACAGGUUGAGCUGCCAGGUCCGAGGUCGGUGACCUUUUGCCAUUUGUUUACAGAAAGGCACAAAGAAGGACCACCAAAUUGCAGAAUCGUAUUGUAUGUACGGCAAUGGCCCAACGGAACAACUGAAUGAUGUUCCUCAGGGAAACGUUUGAAGUCUCCUCGUUUUCUGCCCAGAACAAAGAAAUGUGUCCUGAUACUUUUAACCACACUGUCUAACAAUCGUUUCGGGUCAUUCUCUUUGGAUCCAAAGUAUGUGAACGCCUGUUUUGUACAUGCAUUUUAUCUAAUUUAGCUAAAAGUACGUUCCAAUCAUAUUUGCUUGAAGAAAAAAAAAAAAAAAACAACAACUGGAAAAGUGACUGAGUGUCAUGUGACUUUUGGUUUGUUUUAUAAUUUAUUUAUUAACUCCAGUGUGACAUUGAUGUUUAUUUUGUCGCACCUGAGCGUUUUCCUUGAUUUUCACCGAGUCGCUACACUGACACCUAGUUUGUUUUUUGACACUGUGUUGCUUUCUUACUCACUUUAAACUUGUUUUUUGCUGUAUUUUUGUGAUGUAUAAUCUAAGUGUGAUUGACCAUGCCUAAUUUUAAUGCUAACUAGUAGCUUAAAAUGAAAUAAAUAGGACAAAGACUAACA
Messenger RNA from Syngnathus acus (greater pipefish), 2283 nucleotides. RefSeq names its product gap junction protein beta 8 (gene gjb8). Gene Ontology annotation, cellular component: connexin complex. Lineage: Eukaryota; Metazoa; Chordata; Actinopteri; Syngnathiformes; Syngnathidae. The transcript is spliced from 2 exons. The record is from RefSeq and is a predicted model, not a curated record. Gene Ontology annotation, biological process: cell communication. Bases 393 to 1205 code for a protein of 270 amino acids.